Molecule: messenger RNA, 981 nt
Organism: Clavispora lusitaniae ATCC 42720
Lineage: Eukaryota; Fungi; Ascomycota; Pichiomycetes; Serinales; Metschnikowiaceae
Gene: PEX19
Product: Pex19p
Biological process (GO): protein import into peroxisome membrane
Cellular component (GO): peroxisomal membrane; peroxisome
Source: RefSeq, a predicted model, not a curated record
AUGGAACGCUCAGAUGCUUUCCCAUUAGCCUCGGCGAAAGUGUGGGGUGCCUGCACAUGUGACUUAUCACCAACUACUUUCUUCCCAAUGGCCGAUCCAGCUCCAGAAAAACCCGUGCCGUCUGUGGCUCCAGAAGACAAUGACAGCGACUUGGACGACUUGUUGGACGAGUUCGACGAGCAAAUCUUGAGCCAGCCGCCAGGUGUGGAGAAAAAGCAAGAGUCGCAGUCUGCCACCACCAAAGCUGAACCGGCCGAGGAAGAGUUGACACACGAUAUCGAAAAGUUGAUCAAAGACCUCAAGAUCGAGGAUCCUGAGGCAAAGGCGCAGUUUGAGCAGCUAGUAAAGCAGUUUGAGCAGACAGAGGGGCCCAAAACGGCCGCCUCCAACGAGAAAGUGCAGAAUAACACGACACCAGCGCCGUUUGACAAUGUCAUGCGUGACACCAUGCAGCGAUUGCGGCAAUCGGGCCAAAACAUUGACGAGCAGUUGAAGAACGACCCGGUUUCGGCAAACCCGGAAGAUAUGCUUGCGCAACUUCUUUCGGGAAUGGGAAGCGGCGAAUCGGGCGACGUGGACAUGUCGAAGCUUCUCACCGACAUGUUGGAGCAGUUGCUGUCGAAAGAGGUGCUUUACGACCCGAUCAAGGACCUCAACACGAAGUUCCCCGAGUAUUUAAAAGAGAAAAAGGGCGUCUUGCCCGACGACGAACACCAUACUUAUACCAAGCAGUAUGAGCUCACGACAGAGAUUGUCGCUGUCUUUGAGGCGCCAGAGUACAACGGUGACGACGAGGCGACGCGUGAUAAGGUAAACGCUUUACUUGAGUCUUUGCAAGAGUUGGGUAGUCCGCCAACAGAGUUGGUGGGAGAGGACAAGGAUUUCCCUGGAUUUGGGGGAGAAGAAGGCUUGGACUUCAACUCGAAGGACUUGCCGCCUGAUUUUGAGAAGGAAUUGGAGCAAGGAUGCAAGCAAACGUAG